AUGGAAUUCAUCAAGUUUCUGUUGACUACUGUGGCUGUCGCUGGUCCAACGACACCUAUCAUAUACAACUUCUCCGUGCAGGCUUCUACCCUGCUACGACUGACGCCCCACAAACCUGCACAACCAUCCAAUGUCUCGAAGCGCUAUCAUUUGCUGACGCUACAUGGGAAGAUCACGGGGUGGGACUUCUAUCGCUCAUUGGAGACCGAAACCAAUGCUAUGGGUGUUAAACCCCCGGACCGUUAUCAAGUCUUUCUUCGCAUCGCACGCGAAUACCGACAUCUACUCUCUCUCAAACGCGCAGGUCGUGGCUAUGACUCAAGGGGCAUGUUGGGGACAACGCCAGGAGAAUUGGCUGUUCGCUGCCCUGCUUGUCCGCGUCCUGGAGUUAAUUUACCUGAUGACUGA
This is a messenger RNA of Mycena indigotica, 408 nucleotides long. Its product is annotated as CxC2 domain-containing protein. The record is from RefSeq and is a predicted model, not a curated record. The transcript has a single exon. NCBI's taxonomy places the organism in Eukaryota, Fungi, Basidiomycota, Agaricomycetes, Agaricales, Mycenaceae. Bases 1 to 408 code for a protein of 135 amino acids.